Messenger RNA from Tribolium madens (black flour beetle), 1154 nucleotides. Its product is annotated as protein charybde-like. The transcript has 3 exons. Gene Ontology annotation, biological process: regulation of TOR signaling; negative regulation of signal transduction; apoptotic process. The coding region runs from base 104 to 670 and encodes 188 amino acids. Gene Ontology annotation, cellular component: cytoplasm. The record is from RefSeq and is a predicted model, not a curated record. Lineage: Eukaryota; Metazoa; Arthropoda; Insecta; Coleoptera; Tenebrionidae.
UGAUUGGUCGAAUGCAGCCCCACCACCCGAUCAGCUGACUCUUUGUUACAGCCGGCAGAAGCGGCCCAAGUCUCCCCCAUGAUGGACUGAAACCAGCACGAAAAUGCUCCGAAAGCGUCUCGAGGAGGAGAAGCCGCCCUCCAAAAGCGUCUUCAGCAGCCUCCUGGUCAAGUCGCCGGAUUUGGCCUCGAAGAGCAUGUCUUCGGACAUCAUCGAGUCGGUGCUGGUGGACACUCCAGCCCCCUCGUGCUCGCCCCGCAAUAGAGGACUCUGCGUGACCACCGCAUCCUUGACGUAUCGAUUAGAGAGGGAGCUGCGAGCGGCCAAAAGGACACAUCUCGCCUGCGGGGAAGUCCUGCUCCCCAGUGGACUCCUCCACAGGAUUUCGCGGGACAUCUUAGCGAUGGCCGAGUCGGAACUCUGCGGAAUUCGGGGCUGUCUCAUUUGUGUCAAUUUCGAGGGGCUGGAACAGUGCAGGAAACUGGCGAGCUUCAAGUGUGACCCCGAAACAGCCACCACUUUUGAACUCAAACUGACCUUCAAACAAAACCCAACCGGCUGGAAUUUCAUACCACAAUUCAUCAAGAAUCUAGCCACGGGGGGCACCAUCGUAGUGAGUCCGGCGUACGUACUGACCAAGAAAAAAUUAUACCGUUCGAUAUUAGAAUAAAUCAAGACUGAACCAGUGACUGAUUUUUGUACUAAAUGUACAAGGAAUGAGCCUUUCUUUAAGAGACUGCACGAUCAGUGAUAACAAAGAGUGAUUUAUUUCGAAAAGUACCUGCAAAAUCUGUUCCGAGUUGCCGCGACCGUAAACAACCAGUUGUCUAGGCAACAAAUGUACAUUACCUAGGCAACAAACCCGUUGCUUAGUAACUAACGUUUGUUGCCUAGGUGACGAUUCCAGUCGCGGCAGCUCGGACCCACGUCCAAUUUUUGUUAGAUUUUUAUAAAGUUGAGGCGGCGUGACUGUCCAGAAUGUAUUUUCGUUUGUUUUUGUGAUAGAAAUCACACAGUAUUGUUUUUCGAUAUUAUUCAAGUAUUAGGGAUGCAAACCGUGUUGAAAGAAUAAUUUAGUGUUUAAGAUUCUUGUGUGAUAGUAAAUUUUUGUACUUUAUCAGAAUUUAUUAUAAAUAAAUACAUGUGAAACAUGA